This is a messenger RNA of Colletotrichum higginsianum IMI 349063, 1041 nucleotides long. Its product is annotated as Glutathione S-transferase. The coding region runs from base 1 to 1041 and encodes 346 amino acids. The transcript has 2 exons. NCBI's taxonomy places the organism in Eukaryota, Fungi, Ascomycota, Sordariomycetes, Glomerellales, Glomerellaceae. The record is from RefSeq and is a predicted model, not a curated record.
AUGGCUUCAUCCGACGAGGAUAAAAAGAUCGUCCUAUACCACUACUCCGCCUCGCCGUACGCGAGGCGGAUCGUGUGGUACCUCGCUCUCAGGGGCAUUCCCUAUGUCCAAUGCAUGCAACCCCCGGUCCUCCCUCGCCCGGAUGUCGAGAAGCUAGGCAUCGUACACCGCCGCAUCCCGAUACUCACCAUCGGGCGCGACAUUUACCUCGACACGCGACUUAUGCUCCGCAAGCUUGAGCAGCUCUAUCCCUCGCGCGCGCGCCUGGGCGCCGAGGGCCCGGAACACGCAGCUGUGGAGCGCCUCCUCGAGGGCCAUAUCAUUGACGGCGGCGUCUUCUCCAACGCCAUCAAUGUGCUCCCGACGAACCUGCCGAUGCUCCAGGACCCCAAUCGAACUUGGUUCAAGGAUCGCGAGGGUUACGUGGGCGGCAAACUUUCUGUAGAGACAAUGCAGCGUGGGCGGCCGACGGCUAUCAACGAGAUCCGCCGCACGAUGGAGCUGCUUGAGACGACGCUGCUCGCCGACGGGCGGGAUUGGGUUCUCAAGACAGAGGGCCCCAGGCUGGCGGACAUCGAGGCCGUGUGGUUGCCGCACUGGCUCGCGAGCAUCCCUGGCGCGCUACCGAAGGAGCAGAUUUCGGCUGAGAAGUUCCCAAGAGUGUUUGCCUGGAUCGAGCGCUUUCAGAAAACCAUCUCAGAGGCGAAGAAAGCAGCGCCAAAGGUCGCGACGGUCUCUGGGGAUGAGGCGGCAAGCAUUGUCGCCUCGUCGCCGUACAAUGAGGCAGGGGGCCGGGUCGACGCCGAGGACGCCCUUGUCGCUGCCGAAGGGCUCAAAGCCGGCGACGAGAUCAUCCUAUGGCCGGCCGACACAGGUGCAUCACACAAGGACACUGGAAAGCUCUUAAGCCUCGACGGGGACGAGGUGGUGAUCGAGGUUCAGGGGCACAAGGGGUCGGCGAGGGUGCAUGCGCCGAGACAUGGCUUCCGAGUGGAGAAGCUGGACAAGUUCAAGGCACGCAGAGGUUCCGCGAAAUUAUAG